AUGCACAUCCUCUCCGAACCAGAUGUCGCCCACAUCUUUCGCAGCCUAACCCAAUCCCAAUGCCAAACCUUCAUAAGCACCCUAAGCAAUGCCCUGGUAUCCAUAACCCGCGAACAAAACCCCGAAACACCGGCAUCAGACAGAUUAAUCCACCAACCCCUCCGCACAGUCUUCGCCACGAAAGCAAACAACACAUGCAUCUUCAUGCCAGUCUCCGACACCGAAACAACAGGCAUAAAAGUAGUGACAGUCAGCGAGACUGGCAUCCAAGGCGUGAUCAACGUCUUCAACCCAGAGGGCCGCUUACAAGGUCUCCUCGCUGCAGCUGAAGUAACAGCUUUCCGCACGGCGCUGGCGACGAUGACAUUAUUCGUGCGUUGUACGACCAUCCGGAAGGAUAAUGUUGUUGUGUUUGGAUGUGGCCGGCAGGCGGAGUGGCAUGCCAGGCUUGCGUUGUUGUUGUACCCUGAGCAGAUUCGUUGUGUGACGUUUGUUAAUCGGGGGCGGGGGCGGUUGGAAGAGUAUAAGAGAGACGUGGUUGAUGAGUUGAGACAGCGAUAUCCUUCUGUUCUCUUUAAUACGCUUGCUAAGGAGGGUGUUGAUGGUUAUGAGGAGAGGCUAGGGGAGCUGCUUGGUGCUGCUGAUGUUAUCUUUAGCUGUACGCCUGCUGUGCAGCCGAAUUUCAGGUUUGAGGUUCUGGAGGCUAGGCCUAAGCAGCGGUUUAUUUCCCUGAUUGGGUCUUAUAAACCUCAUAUGCGAGAGGUCUAUGUUGAUUCUAAGGCGGCUUGUUUGGAGGAGGCUGGGGAGUUGAUUGAGGCAGAGGUUGGGGAGGAGCAGUUGGUUGAAAUGGGGGAUCUUUUGGGGGCUAGAACCGGGGUUAUGGAGGAGACGGUUGAUGUUCCUGCUGGGUGUAAUGUUGUUUAUAAGUGUGUCGGUAUGGGGUUGAUGGAUCUUGUUGUUGGUAAGAAGGUUCUUGAUGUUGGGGCUGAGAUGGGACUUGGGACGCAUGUUGCUGGGUUUUAG
Molecule: messenger RNA, 1023 nt
Organism: Penicillium canescens
Lineage: Eukaryota; Fungi; Ascomycota; Eurotiomycetes; Eurotiales; Aspergillaceae
Product: putative proline utilization protein PrnX
Exons: 2
Coding region: 1-1023 (340 amino acids)
Cellular component (GO): cytoplasm
Source: RefSeq, a predicted model, not a curated record